AUGGGAUCUGUGCAAGAUCUUCCAAAACAGCGUGCCAUCGAUGUUGAUGAAACCCUCACAUCUUCUUCACUGAAGAAAUCAGCCUUCGCAUACAAUGAGUUUGACCAUUCCAAAAUACCCUUCGAAGACGAGGAAUGGCCUGUCAUCAUAAUCGGAUCGAGCAUGGUGGGGAAGAGCUUAGGAUUGUUGCUUGGAUACCACGGCAUCAAAUCCAUCUCUUUUGAUCGACAUCCAUCGUCAGGGACUCAUCCACGCGCUGCGGGUCUGAAUUUUCGAACAAGUGAAAUUUUGCGCCAGCUUGGUCUUGAAAACUUCACCCUCGAGCAAAGUAAAAGUGAAUUUGAUCUCAAUGCUGGCAUGAUCAUUGUUGAGAAACUCGUAAACGGCAAGACAUUAGCCCUUUUGCAGGAACAUGAUCCGGAAAAGGUCAAAGAGGUCACACCUUCAAGCUGGGUAUGGAUCUCGCAGAGUAUGUUUGAGCCGAUCCUUGGCAAGAACGAAGAUCGCUUCAACGUUGGCGCAAAACAACAGCACGCUACCGAGGUAGUCCACUAUGAAGAAUUGUCAGAUGGUGUUGUCGUGGUGGUGAAGGCGGCUGGAACAGAGGAGUACAAGAAAUAUAAAACCACUUUUCUCGUGGCGUGUGAUGGUGGCCGCAGUCCAACUAGGCAAAAGGAGGGCAUCAAUUGGGAUGGGCCGGGCGUGCUGCGAAAUUCUCUGGCAGUAUUCUUCGCUGCCGACAUGACACCAUGGCUCGGCAAUAGAGCUGUUCAUGGCGUGGUUUACGUAUCCAAUCCAAAGAUUGGUGGUGGAUUUCGAAUGGAAAAGGGCGGCAAACAGGGGUUGCUCAUGGUCAACAACGUCGGUGACAGAACGGACUUUGCCCCAGGUACCGUUUCGGAUGAAGAAGCUAAGCAAUGGUUUUUCGAUUGCGCGGGACUUGAAGAGAAGGACCUAGAUGUUCAAAUGAAGAAUCGGUCAUAUUGGACCAUGGCCGCCUACACUGCAGAUCGUCUGACCAGUGCAGGUGGGCGAGUCUUCCUCGCUGGCGAUGCAGCACAUGUCAUGCCCCCCACAGGGGGUUUGGGCGGAAACACUGGGAUUGCUGAUGCGCAUAAUCUCGCAUGGAAAUUGGCAUUUGUGCUCAAGGGGUUGGCAUCAAAUUCUUUACUUUCCACCUACAAUGCCGAACGACAGCCAAUUGAUGAAUUCACAGUGGGACAGGCGCAUGCUCGCUUUCAAAAUCGUGUAGUGCGACAGGAUCCACCCGCUCCUGAAGUCGACGACAUUGCUGUCGAACUUGGAUUUCGAUAUCCUGAGGGCGCUUUCCUUGCUGACAGUGGUCAAGCACCGGAGAAGUAUGAUGCACCCGCCAGUCCAAGUGCGGCUCCCGGCUCGAGGUUCCCGCACACAUGGCUUUCUAGUGACUCUGAACCAAUAAAACAAGUUUCAUCGCUCGAUCUCAUUAAACAGAAUCUGGUCCUCGUGGCGUCCGAAUCCGAGUCACGUUGGAUUGAGGCUGCCCAGGGCAUCUCAUUUCCCAUUGAUACCUAUGUGAUCAAUGCGUCUUCUUCACCAUGGAAGGAUGUCGAAGGGAAACUAGGGAAGAGGUGCCAACUCGGACCAGGGCAGGCGUUGCUGGUCAGACCGGACGGUUUCAUUGCAUGGAGGGCAGAUGGUGCGCAAAAUGGGUCGAAAGAGGCGCUCCAGUCGGUGCUCGAUUCUAUUUUUCAAGGCUAA
Molecule: messenger RNA, 1740 nt
Organism: Exophiala bonariae
Lineage: Eukaryota; Fungi; Ascomycota; Eurotiomycetes; Chaetothyriales; Herpotrichiellaceae
Exons: 3
Coding region: 1-1740 (579 amino acids)
Biological process (GO): ubiquinone biosynthetic process
Cellular component (GO): mitochondrion
Molecular function (GO): FAD binding
Source: RefSeq, a predicted model, not a curated record